Molecule: messenger RNA, 828 nt
Organism: Cucurbita pepo subsp. pepo (vegetable marrow)
Lineage: Eukaryota; Viridiplantae; Streptophyta; Magnoliopsida; Cucurbitales; Cucurbitaceae
Source: RefSeq, a predicted model, not a curated record
AUGGGUGACGGAAAGCGAAUUGCUCUUCUUCAUUNUAAUGCAAAGAUUGUCCUUAAUUCUUUUGAAAAAUCUAAAUCUAAAGGAGCAUCCAGAACUACUGAACUGCAUGUGCCUGCCAAGGGAGGUCAUCAACAGCUCCCUGUUGUGCAGCAUAAUAGUCAAUCUCUUCGAGGUGGACAAGUCAAGUCUGAUUCUCCAAAGGCCUCUCAUGGGAAAUUCCUGGUUCUCAAACCAGUAUGGGAAAAUGGUGUGUUAAAAGACAGCUCAAAUCCUAUUAGUAAUGUCAACAGUAGAGCUCCAAAUUGCCAGCCUUCUGUUGCCUCUUCAGCAACACCGAAGACUUCAAGGAACAACCUGAAUCCUCCAUCCUCUUUGGAGAGGAAGGUGGCGGCUUUAGAUCUGAAAUCAGCAUCCACUUUGGAAAAGAGACCCCCUUCUCAAUCGCAAAGCAGGAAUGAUUUCUUUAAUCUCAUAAAGAAGAAAACUUCCGUAAAUGGUUCCACUAGGCUCCAAGAUUCAGGUAUUUGCACAUCCCCUGUCAAGGAAAAGUCAGGGAUAGUUAACGAGGAAGCAGGUGGUUCUCCAGUGCAGCCUCCUACUGUUACAGAUGAGUUGAUUAGCAAUGGCAAUAUCACCGAAGAGGAUCAGAGGUUUUCCAAGACCGUGAAUAAAAGCUUGAGUCCUAGCAUAGCAUUAUGUACAGAUGAGGAAGAGGCUGCAUUUCUUCGUUCUCUUGGAUGGGAAGAAAAUUCAGGAGAUGAUGAAGCGCUUACAGAAGAGGAGAUUAAUGCUUUUUAUGAGCAGCAUUCCUUGGCUAUCAUUGUUUGA